AUGCUCCUAGCGGAACUCCCGACCGAGAUUCUAAGUGUCAUAUUCAGCUACAUUCCCAACGGUGGCUGCUUAGUCCACAUUAUGCAAGUAUGUCGCCUGUUCAGGGGUAUGAUCGAACCAAUUCUGUAUCGCUCUAUGCAUUUACCGCUAGCCCUGACGCCCACAUCGCGAGACUCCCACGGAGGCUCCGACAACCUAGGACAUCUCGCCGGGCUUAUUGGUGCAUUGUCUGCUCGACCUCAACACUGCCGUCUUGUGAAAGUACUCGAUCUUCAGCUGGAUCGCCCGAAAGGUCUUGACCCCAGCUAUAAGAUCAAAAUCUCGAACCUCUUUCCAAGCCUUCAAGGGCUAUCUCUCAGCCCACCUUCCCUGCAUUUGGAUCUCACUGGCAUGUUGGACCUUGAGUAUCUACGACUCGAUUUUGACGACAUAGCUGGUGAUCCUCAACCGAUACAACUUAUUUUAUAUCCCUUCCGAGUUCCAACUCUUCGUGUCCUACAAAUUGAAUCUCUUGAACUGGAUACUCAAUGGCUAGAUCUAAGUCCAUUACAGAGACAUCAGAGGUCACCUAUUAUCGAUCUUCACAUUCACGUCUUCACUCAUGUGGACCAACCUGUUGGCAUUUUGACUACUCUCCUAAACUCUGUCAAAUCCUUAAAACGAUUCACUAUUGACGCCGAGCUCGAUGCUGUAAUAUCACAUAUGGUACAUGAUUGGUUGUCCUUGGAUGAAAUUCUUCGCACACUUCGAUCCCAUGCGGACACACUUGAAGACAUACGUAUUGCUGCUAGUGAUGGUGGUUUCAUCCGUCGAACCACACCAACUCACAAGUAUUGCGAAGGCUCCCAUUGCGAUAUUGUAUUACCACCAAAGCUGGAAGAGCUACAGCUGCAACAGCAGGAAUGCUAUGAUAACAUUCUGGUUUUGUAUUCCUGUUAUGAAGGCCUGAAAACUCUAGCGGAAAGGAAGCGCGAUGGCUUUCCAAAUCUAAAACUUCUUGUCUGCAGUCGUCUUUUGGUCAAGCAUUCAGGCCUGACCCAGUGGAAUGAUGUGAUGGCCUAG
Molecule: messenger RNA, 1062 nt
Organism: Aspergillus tanneri
Lineage: Eukaryota; Fungi; Ascomycota; Eurotiomycetes; Eurotiales; Aspergillaceae
Exons: 3
Coding region: 1-1062 (353 amino acids)
Molecular function (GO): protein binding
Source: RefSeq, a predicted model, not a curated record